CUGAGUGGAACGCCGUCGACGCUGAGCCGCGUCUGCCCGUGGCCCGUGCGUCGUCGUCGUCGUACUCCGUCACCGUACGCGCGCGACACGUUACAUUUGUCCGCCGCGAGAUAACGAGAUAAUACUGCGCGCGUACACAUACGCACACACACACACGCCCUCACAUAUAUCGGCGAGAUAACUGCCGUCGGUGGUGCUGCUGGUGGUGGUGGUGGCGGUGGUGGUGCAGUAUAUACGCGGAAACGGCACCGUCGUUGCCGUCGCGGUGCACUUCGUAGCGCCGCGCGAAGGUACACGCACACUGUAUAAUAUACAUCACGCACACACGCGCCCGCGCGCGCCACUCGGCUACGCGGUACACACAUUUCGUGCGUCGCGUUUCUCGGUCUACACAGUACGAUCGUUGCAGUCAGUCGUCGUCCGACGUGUGUGCGGCGCGCUUCGUCCGAAACGAUAUUAUUUGUAAUAUUCCUGUGUGAUUAUAAUAUCAUAUAUUUUUUUUAAAGAAUAUAUCAAUAUAAUAUUGAGGAGACACGUACUAUCAUAUUAUAUCCAACGUAUAAUAUCAUAUCGUUGUACCGUACGGUUUUUUUCGUCGCGACACACCAAAAUGGCAAACUGAACGCACCGGCGGUUUCGUUGUCCCUCGUGUCGUGUACCGGUCCCGCCGCCGACAGGAAUCUAAGACGAAAUAAUAUUAUUAUGAUCGUGUGGUGAACGGCGGCUCGCGUGUGUUGCUGUUGUCGUUGUUGUUGUUGUUGCUGUCGUCAUACGACGUUCGACGAAAACGCGGCCGGACGACAUGAAGAAGUUCACGUUCAAAGGCGUUUUGGACGGUAUACGGUCCUCCGUGGCGCCGCAGAUCAAACCCGAUCAGGAAAUCGUCGAGACGCUCCGGCCCGACUACUUCCAGGUGGCCAAGACGUUUCGUCAUGGUUUUCCGUACCAGCCGACUGCUCUUGCAUUUGACCCCAUACAACGGUUGUUGGCCAUUGGCACCAAAAACGGAUCUUUACGAAUAAUUGGAAGGCCUGGAGUGGAUGCACAGGUUCGACACGAAUUAGAGGCGGCCGUCGUUCAGGUGGAGUUUCUGAUGAACGAAGGAGCGUUAAUCACGGUAACCGCCGACGAUAGCUUACACCUAUGGAAUUUCAGACAAAAAAGAGCUGACGUUGUCCACAGCUUAAAAUUUCAACGAGAAAGAAUUACAGUUAUACACCUUCCACUCCGUAGCAAGUGGCUGUACGUGGGUUCGGAAAGGGGCAAUGUACAUUUCGUCAACGUCGAGACGUUUACCCUUUCCGGCUACAUAAUAAACUGGAAUAAAGCCAUCGAAGUGACCAGACCCACCCAUCCAGGACCCAUCGUGCACCUGAGCGAUAAUCCUGCAGAUUCCAGCAAGCUGCUCAUUGGCUUCGAGACUGGUCUGAUGGUGUUGUGGGACCUGAAGACAAAGAAACCCGAAUGCCGCUGGCAAUGGGGUGACUCGCUCAAGUCUAUAGAUUGGCAUUUCGAAGGAAAACAGUUUACGUGCAGUCACAACGAUGGCAGUCUAACCACGUGGAAUGUCAAGCCGUCAACAAAACCAGCAAAUAUAAUUUAUCCUCACGCAAAAAACAAAACGGAGUCAUGCAAGCCUAUUCAAAAAGUCGAGUGGAAAUCAUCGAAAUCCGGCGAAUCGUAUUUGAUAUUUUCCGGAGGGUUGACCGCCGAUACUGCUGGCCGCGUGCCCAGCAUAACGAUCAUGCACGGGAAAACGACUACCGUUCUCGAAAUGGACCACAACAUCGUCGACUUCGUUACGCUGUGCGAAAGUCCUUACAACAGCGACGUCCAAGAGCCGUACGCCGUAGCGGUGCUCAUGCAAAACGACCUAGUGCUGAUCGACCUGCUCAGCUCAGGAUAUCCGUGUUUCGAGAACCCACACCCGAUGGACAUUCACGAGUCACCCGUGUCGUGCGUCCAUUACAUCGCUGACUGCCCAUCAGACUUGAUACCGGCAUUCUAUUCGGUCGGUUCGAGAUCCGCAUCGAAGAGGACAGGCUACAGCGAGAACAAGUGGCCCAUCGCCGGCGGUGAGUGGAGCCCGACGUCCUGCAGCUACAACGAGAUCAUUCUCACCGGGCACACGGACGGCAGCGUACGGUUUUGGGACGCGAGUGCCGGCAGUCUGCAAGUGCUGUACAAACUGAAAACCGCCAAGGUGUUCGAAAAGGCCAGGUCAAAAUCGCCGGAAGGCGGUGACGAAGAUCAAUUUUCCGUGCAAAUGUUGUCGUUCUGUCCGGAGAGCAGGAAAUUAGCCGUUGCCGGCAUCUCGUCGUACGUCGUGCUAUUCAAAUUCCGAAAACUCGAGUCCACGUUCGAAACCACGACGCUCGAGAUACCGAUAUACUCGGAGAGCCUGGACGAGGCGGCCGAAAGCUCACCGGAAGAAGCGCCGUCGAAACCGGCGGGCGCGUCCGAAGAAAGCACUGCGCUGGUCAAGGUCCGGACAGGGCCCCAGAAGAAACCGCCCGGCUUCCAGGCCUGUCUGGCGUGCGUGACGCCCUCCAACAACGGCGAACCACCCGGUCAGAUCACCGCACUCACGAUUAAUUCAUCGUACGGACUGCUCGCCUACGGUCUGGACAACGGUAUUGUGAUAGUAGACUUUAUACAAAAAUGUGUUCUCCUAAACAUCAGCACUGCCGACAUGUACGGCAGUGCGGACCCGUACCAAAGGGCUCCCAGGUCGCCGAAACGAACAACCGCCUUGAGCGAGACCAGCGACGGCGAACGGUGCCGGUCCCCCAGUAUCGAUCAGGGCCUCGAAGACGAAGCCGAGGAACUGGAAGAACUCAGCAAACUGGCCCUGAGCCCGGUGGGCGUGUACUCGACCCAGGUGUCGCCGAACCCCGCCAACCCUGAUUGGCUAGAUGACGUGACCGAGCGGGCGGAAGAGGCGCUCGUCCUGAUCCCGGCCGUGGCGCCGGAACCCGGGGAACCGGCGGAACCGGGAGAACCGCCUCCGCCGCCACCACAGCCCACGGCGGUGACCGCGACGUCUUCGGAACCGGCCACCCCUGCGCCGGUCAAGGGCAACGGCCGCCGGACCAGUCACUCAUGGCGAGGCCUGAAGAAACAGCUGAGUCGCGUCGACCUGAGACUGAAAAACACGUUUAACGCAACGCCCGCCAAGAACAAGGCGUCCACGUUCUACGGCACCGGCGAACAACCGGAAACUGAUGAAGCCGGAAGCGUCAGCACGGCCACCAUCACCACCACAACCACCUCCACCACCACUAACUCUGCCACCACCACGUUCACGACCACCACGGCCACGACCACCGCUACCACCAGCCGUCUACCUCAAAUCAUAACCGAAACCGAUGGCCAAGAGCAUCGGCUGGACGGCGGUGGCACGCAGUCGGCGGCCCGCGACCAGUCGUCCACCUCGGCCGCGGCCACCAGGCCCACGGAGCUCAAGCUGUUCGACCGCGACGGCAAGCCCAUUAAACCCCCGCGGUCAACCAAAGAGCACCGGAAACGGACGUCGCUGGACAAGCAGGUCAACCUGACCGCGGGGUCGUCGCGGGACGCCCGACUCUUGUCCGUGCCCAACAUCAAGUACAGCCAAAGGGACCCAAAACAUAACCGGUCGAACAACCAAGCGUUCAUCAACCUCAUUAAACGACUAAACAAGUUGGACAGCUCGUUCUCCAGAUCGCGGAGUUCUAGCAUGUCGAGCUUAGACAACAUCACCACGGAGUCGAUACAAUGUUUGACGUUCGGCGAUUCGUACACGAAGAAAUCCGAUCCGUCUAACUUCCCGACCCUCUGGAUAGGCACCAGCGUGGGAUCGGUGCUCACCAUAAUGAUCAAUCUACCACCCUCCGGAGAGCCCAGGACCACGCAGCCCGUAACCGUCGCUCCUUGUGGUACGAUAUUCAGACUGAAGGGCGGAGUGCUUACCAUGUCGUUCCUGGACUGCAACGGCGCAUUAAUACCCUACGCGUACGAAGCGUGGAGAGACGAGGGCCGAGACAAACAAAAAACGCCGACCAAAAACUCGAGCGGGCUGAACCGCAUGUCGCCGGCGCUGACGGGGAGCUCGGAGAGCGUGUCCAGCAACCCCGGCGGUGGUGGCGGCGUCGGCGGUUCGGGCGUCGCGCAGCUCCAGCAACAGUCGCAGGUGUCGUGCGACCGGCAGUUCGUGACCAUCGUCAGCGAGAAACAGGUCAGGGUGGUGGCCCUGCCGUCGCAGAACUGCGUCUCCAAAUAUGUGAUACCCGACGCCGACUUCAUGGUCAAAUCCGAAGUCAUAUCCAUGAAAGAUAGCGUAUGCCUGGCGUGUUACAUAUCCAACGGCCACAUAAACAUCUACAGCCUGCCGAGUCUCAAGGUGCUGGUGGACGUCGACUUCCUGGCGCUCUCCGAUCUGAGUUUUCAGACCCAGAAACAGGGCAUAGUUGACCCAAUGUUAUCCAUAUGGGGCCAACAGAUGUUUGUCAAUGAAGACACUGACCAAAUUGCCAAGACGUUUUGCUUCAGUAAUCGGGGGCAUGGACUGUUUUUGAACACGCCGUCAGAGGUGCAGAGAUUUUCCGUUUCCACCGAAUUCUGCCAAAGUCUACCGGAAAUGAUGGGUGAACUGUUCCAACCGCACGAGAUGCCCGAACCGCCUAAGCAAAGUUUCUUCAUUGGACUCUUUGGAGGUGGCUCUAGAUCCAUCGACCGUGAAGAACUGUUCGGCGAGUCGACCAGCGGUAAAGCACCGAAACUCGUGGCCAAACUCGUACCCGGCCCGUCGGCCCAACUGGACGCGCUCGGAAACCGGGCGAGCACGGCGGCCAGUGAGAUAUCGAGAGCCCAUCUAUUGGCCGUGGAACGUGGCGAGAAGCUCAGCAACCUGGAGGACCGCACCGCCAGGAUGAUGAACGAAGCCGAACAGUUUUCCUCCAACGCCCGAGAGCUGAUGAUGAAGAACAGGGACAAACGAUGGUAUCAACUGUAGACCCGCCGAUUUCAUGUUGUUUCUCUCUCUCUCUCUCUCUCUCUCUCUCUCUCUUCCUCAGUAUAUAUAUAUUCUCUCCCCGCCCUUUCUCUAUCUCUCUUUUGUUCUCUCUAUAAUACAUCUCUAUAUUUACACAAAUAUACACAAACGCAUUAAACAAAAAAGUCACCCACACACAAAAAAAAUCGUACUUAAGGAUCUUCCAAAUAAAUUUUCUCUGUUAACAGAUUUCGCUUUAAAAAUAAAAUUAAAAAAAAAAAAAAAUAAUUUC
Messenger RNA from Acyrthosiphon pisum (pea aphid), 5264 nucleotides. It is a transcript of the gene Tomosyn, whose product is annotated as syntaxin-binding protein tomosyn. Gene Ontology annotation, molecular function: myosin II binding; GTPase activator activity; syntaxin binding. Gene Ontology annotation, biological process: exocytosis; Golgi to plasma membrane transport. Bases 803 to 4993 code for a protein of 1396 amino acids. NCBI's taxonomy places the organism in Eukaryota, Metazoa, Arthropoda, Insecta, Hemiptera, Aphididae. The record is from RefSeq and is a predicted model, not a curated record. The transcript has 22 exons. Gene Ontology annotation, cellular component: SNARE complex; cytoplasm; plasma membrane.